Molecule: messenger RNA, 339 nt
Organism: Closterium sp. NIES-65
Lineage: Eukaryota; Viridiplantae; Streptophyta; Zygnematophyceae; Desmidiales; Closteriaceae
Source: the annotation of a GenBank genome assembly
AUGGUGUAUCAUUCCUUUAAGAAGAAGAAGAAGAAGAAGAAGAAGAAGAAGAAGAAGAAGAAGAAGAAGAAGAAGAAGAAGAAGAAGAAGAAGAAGAAGAAGAAGAAGAAGAAGAAGAAGAAGAAGAAGAAGAAGAAGAAGAAGAAGAAGAAGAAGAAGAAGAAGAAGAAGAAGAAGAAGAAGAAGAAGAAGAAGAAGAAGAAGAAGAAGAAGAAGAAGAAGAAGAAGAAGAAGAAGAAGAAGAAGAAGAAGAAGAAGAAGAAGAAGAAGAAGAAGAAGAAGAAGAAGAAGAAGAAGAAGAAGAAGAAGAAGAAGAAGAAGAAGAAGAAGAAACUAUGA